GGAGGAGGAGGAGGAAGAGGAGGAGUCUGUAAAUCCACGAUGAGCCGGCUCUGCUGCAGACAACAAGUGUGCAGAGAGAGAGAGAGAGGAUCAGACGACUCUGUAGCAGAGAGAGAGAGAGAGCGUGACGGGACGAGAGAGGGAGGAAAAGGAGGUUACCACGGCAACUCGGGGGACGACGUCGCUGCAGCGGCGAGGACGCCAGGACACACAGGUUGUAGUCAUAAUGAGAAAAUUGGAGGACAGAUCUGGUCCAGUUCCACCUCUGACCCUCAUCAAACAGUUUGGGACUUAACUGGGUACCAGGAGGUCAAUGUCCCCUUUGCACAAAUAGGGAAGGUCCGCAGGAAAAGGAAGAUCAGGGCAUUUACGUGACUAAGGUGCCAACAUGUCUCAGGCAGGUAAAGUCCUCCACCUGUACGUUGAGGUGAGAUCUGUGGCUGAGGAGGAAGGGAAGGGGCCAGGAACAAGAGAUGAUGGGACUGGUCACCUGAUGCUUCAUUGCCCAGAUGUUCUCCCUCACUCCCAGGGAAGCUCCACCCGCUCCAGCCCCAACCGCAGUCCAGAUCUUUCUCCAGUCUCUGAGCACCAAACUAGGGUUGGAAGCCACAGCCUACCCCCCUCCUCCAGGCACUCAGUCACCUUCCAACUCCAAAACCCUGAUGCUACAGUGUCUUCCACCCAGAUCCAACCGCAGGACGUGUUGAAUGACAGUUUUGGUCGACUACUCCAGAUCCUUGCACCUGGAACGACCAGUACAGGCCAACAUGGCUCACUGGGACGCACCCGUUCUGACAUAGAUUCUUACCGGGGACGAGUGCCUGUAUCCCCAUCUUCUACAUCCUCUGGGAGGCUGACCGUACCCUCCACACCCAUCAGCAACCGCAGGUCCUGUGAGGUCCCAGAGGUUGAGGGUGAGAAUGGGAAGACAUCUGUGGUGACCUUUGGGUACAUAGAGAAAGCUAACGUUCAGAGCAUGGGGGGGAAAAGUGAUUUGGACAAUCCUCUUAACAGACUUGUAGGGCAGAUGCUCCCUGCCCAUCUCCAGAAGAGGUUGAGCGACCCUGUGUGGUAUAAUAGUCAGCCAUACCAGGGCGAUCCUUACCCUAGUCACCCCUACCCAUCUCAGAAUGAGUCCCCACGGGGCUCGCCUUAUACGCAGAGGGCUUGCCUGGAUGCAGUUGCCAGAGAUGCCACCUACAGGGCCUUGCAGGAGUUUGGAUCCCCAGAACUCAGGCGUAGAUUUGCUGGUCACAGCCCAGAGAAUUGCAGCCCGAGCUUGCCACGGCACUACCAGUCCUCUCGCUGCCGGUCCUGGGCAGGGUCACCUGUGCUGCCCCGCAGCACCCACACCCUGCCAUCCAAGGCCCAGCUCCUGGAACUGGACAGGGGAGUCUGCCGUAGUUCAGUGAAUGGAAUACCCAGAAGUCCUGCCUCUGACCACCUAUGUGCCCACACUGGGUACUCCCACUCAGUUGCUCCAACCUCAGCUCUUCGCUCUUAUGGCCUUCCCCAGAGCCAGCAGAGGCCAUUGGUAGGGGAGGAGAGCCCUAGGUUGUCCAGCAAAUUUCACCCACCUUUACCUGCGGGGAGACCCACAGAUAUCCAGCAUGAAGUCCCAACUAGCAUAUUCCCCAGUAGCAACCAUUCCAGGACUGGCUACCAAGCUAGUGGGAACACAAAACACAACCAACACAGUGUUCAUAGUAGUAACUAUAGUGCUAACGUCAUCAACACCAGUCAUAAUGCUACAGACAGUAUGCACUGCAGCCCUAAUGAUAACUCCAACCUAUCUAUUAAGACUCACCACAAAUCAUCACGCUGCAGCAGCAGAGCCAGUGACGCAGUCAGUCCUACCAAUGGCAGGAGGAGCGUCUCCCCUUCCUUAAAUGCUGAAGUAGCUGGUAAGUUAGCUGUGGAGGCUGCCAAACUGUCCACCGUUUUUGCAGACAGAAGGACUUCAUCUCCAACACUUUCCCAAGCAGAGUCACUGAGGUCAGAGAGUCCUAAGAUAGAAGGGGCAUCCCUAAGAGAAUCCCAACCUCAUGCCACCCUUCAUGUGCGAAGGUCCCCUGAUCCUCUACAGGCCGAUAACCAGAACCACAGAUGGAAAACAGAUAAAGCAAUACCUCAAACCCGACCAGGACGUGUCUCCCCUCUCUUAUCUCAGAAAGGCCUGACUUCACCAGCAUCUCCAGCACCGCAUGCUAGGUUGCAUCAUGCAGCCAUCUCUCAAUCACCUGUAUUGGCCCCAAAGCAGCAACAGGGUUCAUCACCCAUUAAGGAAAUGUCUGCCCUGCACCGCUAUCAGCCGCCACAGUACACUGGAGACCACAAUACGCCUAGCAUGGAGCUAAGGCAGUAUGAUCACCUCUUCGAUAGAUCACCUAGGGACAGCCCAGAGCUCUCAAGGAGACUUUUCUCCAGCCGAAACACAGAAGCAUUUCCUGUGAGCUGGACCGCCAGGCACCAGGAGUGGAAGGAGACUGGACCUGUCCCGGAUGGGGAUGUACUCUGUGAAGAAAACAUCAGACAGUCAACCUCUGGAGUUUACACUCCAAGCAAAGAGGAGUAUCAAAGGAAAGUCGGAGGAGACAAAGGAACGAAGACGUCAGUGCAGGGGUACCAGAGGCCAGGUACUGGCCUGUCCAAGGAUCAGAGAGAGGAGGUUCAGGAUCACAGUGGGGCUACUGGGACAUCCUCUCAGAGCUCCAGUGGUGUAACUGGCAGCAUGGUGGACAGUUCCCAGCUGGACAGAAACGAGAGUCUGUCCCCCGAAACCUCAAGCCAGUCCAGCCAUGACACAGCAGACAGCGGCUCAGGGAUACAGUCGGACGGCAGCUCAGCGACGACUCCGUCCUCACGAUCGCUGAAGAUCGCCCAAGCCAAGUGGGAGUUCCUGUUCGGAGGGCAGACGCAGGAGAGUCGCUGCAGUCAAGAAGCUCCACCCAAGGCGCCUCCGACCAGUGCCUCGCCCAGCCCCACCCCUCCCUCCUCCCUCCAUUUGAAACCAGCCAAUCAGGGGAGGGGGCUGGACAGCAAGGGUCAAAACUUGUCGUAUCACGAGGUGCGGCAGGUGGAGGUGGAACUGGUGACCCCCGACCCCCGAGGCUUUACCCCGAAGACGGGCAUCAUCCGCCAAACCAUCAAAUACUCUGAGACCGAUUUAGACGCUGUGCCGCUGCGGUGCUACAGGGAGACCGACCUGGACGAGGUGAUGCGGGCGGAGGCCGAGGCAGCUGAGGAGGCAGACGCAGCCUUUGGGAGUAACCACAGCGUCUUGGGAAACUCCAGCUUCAGCCCCGCCGAUGCCUCCCCGAAACCCCAGACGGAUGGGAGGAGGAAUGAGGAAGAGGAGGAGGACGGGGAGGAGGAGGAAGAGGAGGAAGGAGUGGUGAGCUGGGCCAGUGUCCGGAUGCUGGGAGACAGACAGAGACAGAAAGCCACCAAGGAGGAUGCUGACGUGUUCGGUCUGCUGCUGCAAGGGCCGGUCGAGGCGUCGUCUAACUCACACGGCGGCCUCAAGUCUCCGAUCUCCCUCGGCAGCCCCCGCCGACCCUCCGAAAGCAACCUUGACUCCUUCAGCCGCCAUUUUGAAAGCAUCAUGGAGUCUCACCGGGCCAAAGGCACCUCGUACAGCAGCCUGGACAGCGUCGACCUUCUGACCUCCGGGUCCACGUCCGUGUUCACCUUCGACCUGCCCACCCUCACCCCAGAGAUCCAGAGUCAGAUCUGCGAGAGCGCCAAGCAGAUCAUCGAGCUGAGUUUCGCCCCGCUGGCCCACCCGGACCCGUCUGCCCCCUCAGAGACGUCACGCUCCGAAGUCACCCUCAGUGCCUCGGGGGCGGGGCUCCGAGACAGCUCCAAAGACGACUUCGGCCCUCCAGUUCGAUCCAAGUCGGAGAAAGAGUCGUGCCGUCGCUCCGUCCUCAAAGACGGCUUCCGCAAGGCGAGCUCGGCCCCCUCGCUCCACAGCAGCCCCAGGGAGCGACCGGGGAACCGCCCGCCCGAGCUGCUGUACCCGCAGGACGACGUGGCGGAGCGCCUGGCGCUCGGCGGCAGCGAUGACGCGCUGGCCAACGGCACGAAGGCCGACCUGCAGGCGGCCAAACGUCUCGCCAAACGCCUCUACAACCUGGACGGCUUCAGGAAGUCGGACGUGGCUCGACACCUCGGCAAGAAUAAUGAGUUCAGUCAGCUGGUCGCAGAGGAGUAUCUCAGUAACUUUAACUUCACGGGGCUGACCAUCGAUCAGGCGCUCAGGUCGUUUCUGACCCGGUUUGCUCUGGUGGGAGAAAGUCAGGAGAGAGAGAGAGUCCUCGCUCAGUUCUCCAGGAGGUACAGAGAGUGCAACCCGGAGAGCCUGACCACUGAAGACAGCGUCCACACUCUGACCUGUGCCGUCAUGCUGCUGAACACAGACCUUCAUGGAAACAACGUGGGGAAGAGGAUGUCCAGCAGCCAGUUCGUCUCCAACCUGGAAGGUCUCAACGAUGGAAAAGACUUCCCCAAAGAUCUGCUGAAGACUCUGUACAGCUCCAUCAAGAACGAGAAGCUCCAGUGGACCAUUGAUGAAGAGGAGCUGAGGAAGUCCAUGUCGGAGCUGGCCGACGUCCGAACAGACUCCGCCUCCCACACCAUGAAGCGGCUGGGGAGUGGAGGAAACCCGCUGGUGGGCGUCGCCCAUCAGGCCGACGGCGAGCUGUACAAGAACGGCUUCCUGGUCCGCAAAGUCCACGCCGACCCCGACGGGAAGAGAACUCCACGGGGUAAGAGGGGGUGGAAGUCUUUCUACGCCAUGCUGAAGGGUCUGGUGCUCUACCUGCAGAAGGAUGAGUACCGUGCGGAGCGAGAGCUGACGGAGGAGGACGUGAAGAACGCCGUGUCCAUCCAUCACUCUCUGGCCAUGAGAGCAGCCGACUACAGCAAGAGACCCAACGUCUUCUACCUGAGGACGGCCGACUGGAGGGUCUUCCUGUUCCAGGCUCCGAAUGCAGAACAGAUGCAGUCGUGGAUCACGCGCAUCAACGUGGUGGCGGCCAUGUUUUCGGCUCCGCCGUUCCCCGCGGCCAUCGGCUCCCAGAAGAGGUUCAGCCGUCCCCUGCUGCCGGGGUCCAACACCAAGCUGUCCCAGGAAGAGCAGGUCAAAUGUCACGAGAACCGGUUCAGGGCGGUUUCCUCCGAGCUGGCCGACCUGACGGCCUCCACACCGGACCGGAAGGUGAAAGGUCGCGAGCUGGAGGAGCAGAAACUCCGACAGGAGUACCUGGAGUUUGAGAAAACCCGGUACGGUACGUACGCCAUGCUGCUUCGGGCCAAGCUGUCCAGCGGAGACGACGACCUGUCUGCCUUCGAGUCGCGGCUGUUUGACGACGGCGGCCUGCAGAGGGCGCACUCCAGCCCCACGCUGCCUCUGGAGGGCGCCAACAAGGAGAAGACCCGCGGGUCCAAGACGUCGAAAAGCUUAAAGGUCACGUCCUCGACCUCCAAGACCGGCGCGGGCACCAGAGAGGGAAGCAAGAAGAACGGCGGCGGCAACAAUCAGCAGCUGGAGCUGCAGAAACAGAGCAGCCAACAGGAAGAGGCGCCGUAAGGCGGCGAGAAUCAGGUUUUAUAUAAAGUGUGUAGCUGGAGACGGACAUGAUGCAUCAUGGGUAACAGGCUGACAUCCUCCUUUAAACCUUUUCUGUUAAACCUGAUUCUGAUUGGCCGAGGGGACUUUUCCUCCGGAGCCGAGCUGAGACGUUCGAGGUCGGUGGGAAAGGAAACGCUCGUCACGGAGCGGGACGAGCGAAGUAUCGAGACAUUCAGGAAACACUAACGAGGUUCGCAACGUGUCGUCUGACCAUCAGCCAGCUGUCGGCUCAUUUCACGGCCAGACGGCGUUCAGCACCUUCACUUCCUGUCAGAUCUUCAUUUCAGGGACUUUAACCCUUCAGCGUCCUGCGGCGCCAUCUGCUGCUGCUGAGCUUGUAGGUACUUUUAUUUUUUUUUUCAUCUCUCAGAGCGACAAACACUGACCUCCUGCACCGUCUCCUAGCAACAAGAGAUGGACUCCCCCGCCACACAAACAAACAAACGGGCCGAGGCUGUGAUGAUGCGUCACAGAGUGUGUGUGUGUUGCAGUACUGUGAGUACACAGUAAUACUGCGUUAGCACUUGCUGUGUGUACUUCCAGCUGAACGUGAAGCUGCAGCUUGUUUUUUAUUCAUGUUGUUUUCCUCACUGAGUUCUGCUGAAACAAAGCGGCUGUACGGAGGUUUGUUAGUGACCACAAACUGACUGAGCAACAAACAGUCACUUAAACUCAAUCAGGCCGAGUCGACGGCCGAAUACCUUGCUUUACUCAUCGCUGCUUUGCUGCCUUUAUAGAGCGCCGACGUGAAACCACAACCACUUCUUCUUCUUCUGCUCCAGACGUAAAACAAAACCUCAUUCAAAACUCCAUUGACAUUUCUAACAAUUCUAAAAACUAAAAACUCUUCCUCAACAUCACGUCGUCGGGCUCGCUUUAUGCGUUCGGCUCAGGACGGAAAAACAUUUAAAUAUUUAACAAAACCAUUUCCUGUUAGCCUGAACGUCACGGCUCGACAGAAGAGGCCAUCAGUUGCAGAAGCUGGACAGGAAGUGACGUCGUGACCUCGGCUCUCUAUAAACGCUCUGAACAGGUCUAACGCUCGCUCAGUAGUUUGGUCGUUAAUAAACUUCCUUUGUUUCUCUCUCUCUCCGCUGGAAACUUAAUAAUGUUUGAAUCCGUCCACUUUCCCCUCUCACCCCUCCCGGUCACAGAUGGAACACGUGUUGAUCGGAGAGUUCAGACGCUGUGAGUGAAACUUCCUGUCUCGCUCUUCACACGUCUUGUUGAAGUAAAGAAAAUGAACCUUUUGCU
Messenger RNA from Micropterus salmoides (largemouth bass), 6889 nucleotides. RefSeq names its product PH and SEC7 domain-containing protein 1-like. Gene Ontology annotation, biological process: regulation of ARF protein signal transduction. Bases 389 to 5593 code for a protein of 1734 amino acids. The transcript is spliced from 19 exons. The record is from RefSeq and is a predicted model, not a curated record. NCBI's taxonomy places the organism in Eukaryota, Metazoa, Chordata, Actinopteri, Centrarchiformes, Centrarchidae. Gene Ontology annotation, molecular function: protein binding; phospholipid binding; guanyl-nucleotide exchange factor activity.